AUGUAUAUUCGCUUAAUAACAAUUGUUGCAGCUUGUUGGUUGUUAAUUGUUGCAACUUUUCACGGCUAUCAUUGCAGGAAAUGUUCGGUGUCGUUUGACCGCGGUUCAAAGAGGCUCACGGUUCAGCGUAAAACGACAUUUGCUGCAGCUUAUUUGUCGCGAAAUAGUGUGUGGAAUGUAGAUGUGUAUGGAAUAUCGGCUAAAAAGUCCUUACAUGCCAUACAGGAUGAUGGAAACAAUAGCAAGUCGACCGAGCCACUGGUAACUGGUGUGUGGAACACAUUGGCGAAAACAGGCACUGUGGCAUCACCUUUAGUGGUAGAGACCACGUCAAGGUUGGAGUAUAAUCGAACGGCGAUCCUCGAUACGUUCAAUGCAGCCAAAAAGGCAGACACUGCUUUGACUGGAAACACCUUUGGGGAAAUUGAUCAACAGUUUUUCGCGCGCUUUGAUGGAGAUAAUGGCGCAGAACGAUCCAUUGUGGCCGAACAGGUGAUUGGCCCUGCUGUUGAAAUUGUGAAGGUGCCGUAUCGUUUUCUGUUAUCCCUCUCGGAUAUAAGGGGUGAUUUGAUAUCAAACCACAGCCUUCUUCAAAAACAGCCGCCUAAAGAUGACGUCUUGCAUGCCUAUUUGGCGCACAUAGAGAACCUGAAAAGGUUGAAUUUGGGUCAGUUGAUGACAGAGCCUGCUCGGUGCUGCUCAAACGAUGACGAAACCACCAACGAGAACCUCAUUGGCAUACGACAUGAUAAAGAUCGUCACGUGUGCGAAUCUUUUGAUCGAUCUACACAUUCAGGAUCUAACAUAGAUGUUGAAUCCACUUGUAAUGGCGAUUUGGGGGUUAAUGGCAACAUCGCAACGGGGCACUCGGGCGACGGGUUCGAGGAGCGGCUAUCAGCUCUCAUUGCAUCCAAAAAGUUAAGCAUGCUUCGGACACUUUUAAUUGCCGAUAGCGUGCUAUCUACGGGCGACGCAAUUACUGUCGCCUUGGAAAACAAGACGUACGAAUUGAUGCAUCUUAAUCGCAAUGAGCGUGAGCUGCUACUCCUCUCCCUUGGUCUUGCAGGUUUAUAUCAGAGGGCAAUAUUCUCCUUCGUUAUGCAUUUACUCCACGAUCCCUUCGCCAUUCCAACCUUGUGUGAAGCCGAUGUUGUGAGGUUAAACUGGGUUCAUCACCUGCUAACUAAGGACAUGGGCCACUUGCCCAUGUUGAUGCCGGUGUCAGCGUAUAACCAAAUACAGGAACCUAUCGUAUGCCAUCGCCUGCGCCAACGCCUUAUAGCUGUGAAUGAUGCUAUGACUGCUGCUUUGGAUCCACUCUCUGUUGUUCAGGACCGCAUUGAGCAACUCUCACAGGCGCACUACAAGGUUGAAGACACGACACCUUUACAGUCCGGGUGCGGGCCGCUAAUGGAAAACCGCAAGAUAAACGCAGAGCUAGCGAUGGAAGAAAUAGAAAGUGAGAUUCUAGCGUUCCAAGGCGGUAAGGAUUCUACUGUUCAUACUGCGCCAUUCGAAUGGAGCAUCGAUGAUGUCCACGGCCUCCUGGCAGGCGAAGAUAGACCGUCAUUCGAACCGACUGAAAAAGCCGACUUUGUUGAUGUUUCAUCGGCCUUUGAAAGUUACUUAACCGGUACAUUGCAACCACAGCUGUACAAGCAUGUUAGUCCGAGUUCAUGGCUACAAGCUAUAAACAACGUAAUUACACAGCGUACGUUCACCAAGCUCUUCGCUUCCGUUGUUGCGCAUAAUAUCAGGACAAUUGGGCGUGUGGAAAACAGCGCAGGUGAUGACUACACGAAACGCAGUUUCCUUCACAACAGAGCUCCAGGUAUAAUGGCUAAACUGACGACUGGGUCUCCGUCUGACAGCAUGUCUGUUGGUGUUGAAGAAAAGGAAUCGUAUAUAGUUCCGUUUUUGGAUCUCGUGAACCAUGACUCUGCUGACCCGAAUUGCACCAUAGAAAUGGAUUCAAGCGGGGGAGGCGGUUUCAUCCUAAAAUCUCUACGCGCCAUCCAACCUGGUGAGGAACUCAGGGUGAAUUACGGCAACUGGGAUAACAACGUCUUCCUUCUGGAUUAUGGUAUGCUACCUCCCUUACAACAGGACCAGGGUGUGCUUAUGGAAGUAGAACCGGCCUUAAUUGCUCGUGCUGCGGAAUCUACAGGCAUGAAAGAAUUGCUUCCUCGGUCCUUCCCUGCAGGGUUGCCGUUAGAAAAACGCAAUCUCUUGCUUAGGGUGAACCUGUUUGAGAUCCCCAGUGACAAAGGGUUCCUUAAUCUGUAUAACGAACCUUACUUUGAGGGCAUGCCGGUGGAGAUGUACAAUGAGUUCGCCUCCAAGUUCCUGGCACGACACAACUCAAACCACCCAGCAUUUGACGAUGAUAUAGAUAUGGAAUCAAUUCGGCAGGAGAAAAGUGAAUACCAUCCGGUGACUGGCGAAAUAUUUGAUUCCGAAGAGGUAACUGGCGGUAAGGAACCAAUGAAGCUUAUCAAGAUCAGCGCCGAUGGCGUGCCGGAUGAACGCCUCAUAUGGGCGCUGAAAAUAUGCUUCUGCAGAACCAAGAAGCGUUUACAGUGGCUGGAGCAGCAAGAUCCGAAAUACCUUGCAACUAGCGUAAAUUCGCCACUCGAUAUCGAUGUCUUCAAGGCGGCAUCGCUGGUAUGCUGCGAAUACGUCAAGAGCAAGUAUAGGACAACAAUUUUAGAUGACCUGCGCAAGGUGUCAAAUAAGGAAGUCAUUGCAGCCAAUAGCGUUGCUGGUGGUUCUUCAACCUCGUUGGAGAAAUUGCGAAAAUGCAAUACGGUAGAGAUACCGAAUGCUAUGAUAGCAUGUCACGCGUUGAGGGCUAAAAUGCCUCUGUACAAAUGUGCUAGUUACUUAGAAUCAAUAGGCAGGGAUUUUGAUCGUAAUGUUGUGCAUUAA
Molecule: messenger RNA, 2928 nt
Organism: Babesia ovata
Lineage: Eukaryota; Apicomplexa; Aconoidasida; Piroplasmida; Babesiidae
Product: SET domain containing protein
Exons: 1
Coding region: 1-2928 (975 amino acids)
Molecular function (GO): protein binding
Source: RefSeq, a predicted model, not a curated record